Molecule: messenger RNA, 1121 nt
Organism: Tetranychus urticae (two-spotted spider mite)
Lineage: Eukaryota; Metazoa; Arthropoda; Arachnida; Trombidiformes; Tetranychidae
Product: glutathione S-transferase Mu 1
Biological process (GO): glutathione metabolic process
Molecular function (GO): glutathione transferase activity
Source: RefSeq, a predicted model, not a curated record
GAGAAAGAGGUUCAGGAGAUUUCAUUAUAAAUGUGAAGCUGGAUUCAGACAAAAACAGUUUCUUGUUUACUUUAAAAAUUGUUAUUUUGCUCAUCUUUACUUGUUUUUUUAGUGUUGGCCCGAAAUGGCACCAGUCAUCGGUUAUUUUAGAGUCCGAGGUGUUGGUGAACCUAUUAUACUGACUUUGAAACAAGCUAAAGCGGCGUAUAAUUUGCGUAUCUACAAGCUUGGUGAUGCUCCUGAUUACGACAAAUCGGAGUGGCUCAAUGAGAAGUACAAAUUAGGCCUUGAUUUUCCUAAUGUACCAUAUUACAUAGAUGGAGACAUCAAGAUUACUCAGAGUUUGGCAAUUCUUCGACAUGUGGGUCGUGUAAAUGAUUUGGCACCACGGACAGAACUGGAAACAAUAAGAUCAGAUAUCUUUGAACAAGGUGCUUUUGAAAUAUUGGAUUCAUGUUGGCCAACUUGGUAUGCUAAAAGUGACCAGGAAUUUGAGGAGCGUCGACCUGGUUUGGUGUCGUAUCUGGUUGAGAAGUUGACUCACACUUCAAAUGCUCUUGGGUCAAACAAGUUCGUCCUCGGUGAUCGAGUUACUUACGUUGACUUUUUACUCUAUUCGACACUCGACUACAUCAGACUGUUUAAACCUUCCUUGCUUGAUCCACAUGCAAACCUGAAACAAUUUCUUGACCGAAUUGAAGCCUUGCCUGAAAUCAAUAAAUAUCUGAAAAGCGAGGAUUACUACCGAUUCCCAAUCACAGGUACAAUGUCCAAAUGGGGAAAUGCCAAAAGCCACGAGCCAUACUGAUCAAGCUUCUUCAAUCCGUCUAGCUUAGUUCAUUAUUAAUGUUAUUGUAAAUGGCAUUGAGUGAAAAGUACAUUUAAAAUCAUUAAACUCUUCCAAUUUGUAAAGUCAAUCUUUAAUUUAUUGUACAGUCUGCUCCAAUGAUUUGGCGCUUAUUUCGACAAAUGAAUCAGAACCAUCCAGACAAAAUCAGUUUAUUGUUGUUUGAACUAAUCUAUAAAUUCAAAUCAAUUCAUGUUGUACAUUGAACUUGAAUGGUGUGAAAAAUCAUGAGACAAAUUUUCAGCGAGAUUAAAGCGAGAAAUUAAAAACUAAA